UGUACAAUGUACGUACGUACACUUCCGGACUACCAUUGUGUGGGGAAAGCGUCGCUUUUUAUUCAAUUCAAUUUAAUGUUUUCCUUUUUCCUCUAUUUACAAACAUGUCAGCUGUUGGUCUAGUGUAACAUUGAUGUUCGAGGGUCGGUCGGGCCGUGUGGAAGUGAAGAAACAACAGAGAACACUAUUGCAUGAUCAAUGGAACGGAUGGUUUUUCUACGAGCCAAUUUGGCCUGGUACGGUGAGAUUUAUGGGUGCAUUUAGCUGUCUGCUAAAAUGAGUCAAGACUGCGAAGUAGACAACACAGUGUACAGAGUGCGUGUGCAUCCGGGCUCGGUGUGCCCUGAGCGGGGCUGGGUCUCCAUCGAGGCCACCAAGCAGACUACCACCGCCGAGGCCCUCCGGCUGGUCCUGGCCAAGCUGAACCUGACCAACAACCACCAGGAGCGCUACAACUUGGCCGAGGUCUGCGAGGAGUCUGGCCAGAGCUGUAAGGAACGGCAGCUGGAUCCGGAGGAAUACCCGGUCAAACUGCAGCUUCUCUGGCCCAAGGUCCUCUCAGACGACGAAUCGGAGGCUCCCUACUACUACACCAACUACCGCUUCUUCUUGCGCAGCAUGCACGACACUCUGUCCAGCCGGGUCUCCAAUGCCUCGGACUACCAAACCAUCGACUCCUUUGUCAGUAACUUCUUCCCGCAUCCCUCCACGGAUAAGGAGUACCAUGACUUGUGCAACCUCCCGGACCUUAACGAGAAGACUCUACUGGGCAACUUGGCCACUCGCUUCCGCCAGGGCAAAAUCUACACUUAUGUGGGAUCCAUACUCAUAGCCGUCAAUCCUUUCAAGUUCUUCCCCAUCUAUAAUCCAAAGUAUGUCAAUCUCUACCAGAACCACAGUCUUGGGGAGCUGCCCCCGCACAUCUUUGCCAUCGCCGAUUCGGCGUUCCACACCAUGUUGGAGGACAAACGCAACCAGUGUAUUGUCAUUUCGGGAGAAAGCGGAUCGGGAAAAACAGAGAGUACCAACUUAUUGAUACAUCACCUGACUGCGUUGAGUCGGAAAGGGCAUGCCAGUGGGGUGGAGCAGACACUGUUAGGUGCAGGACCAGUACUGGAGGCUUUUGGCAAUGCCAAGACAGUCGUGAACAACAACAGCAGCCGCUUCGGCAAGUUCAUCCAAAUUAACUAUCGGGAGAAUGGAACAGUUCAUGGUGCCAUCGUGGAGCAGUACUUACUAGAGAAGUCCCGGAUUGUCUCGCAAGCCCCCAACGAGCGCAACUACCAUGUAUUCUACUACCUACUGCAAGGCGCAGAGGAUGUCGAGCGGGAGAGUCUAUGGUUGGAGAAACCGCAGGAUUACUUCUACUUAAAUCAAAGUAACUGUUUUACCCUGGAGGGGGUCGACGAGAAGUAUGAGUACACCAGGCUCAAGCAGUCCAUGGAGAUGGUCGGCUUCUCCCGGGAGACUAUGAAAAGAAUCUUUUCGGUUCUAUCGGCCGUCCUGCACAUUGGCAACAUCACAUUCCGCAAGCGCAACGAGCACGAGGAGUACGUGACCGUCAAGAACAUCGCCACGGUCAAGCUGGUCUCGGAUCUCCUGAAGGUCAAGCAGGAAACGCUGGUGUCGGUGCUGACCAAACGGAAGUCCAUGGCUAGCGGGGACCAAUUUGUAGUGCAAUACAGGAUGUCUGAGGCUUUGGCAACAAGGGAUGCCCUGGCCAAGGGUUUGUACAGCGGCCUGUUUGAAUGGAUUGUACUUCAGGUCAAUCACGCUCUACUGUCCCGCUAUGAGAAGACUGGUGAACAUCAGGGCAACUCCAUCGGUGUGCUAGACAUUUUCGGCUUUGAAGAUUUUGUCCUGAACAGCUUUGAGCAGUUCUGCAUCAACUACGCUAAUGAGCAUCUCCAGUAUUAUUUCAACCAACACGUCUUCAAAAUAGAACAGGAGGAAUACAGAAGAGAAGGCAUCAUAUGGAAGAACAUAGAGUUCAUUGACAACACCGGCUGCUUGUUACUGAUUGAGAAGAGACCAACAGGUCUACUGCACAUACUCAAUGAUGAUUGCAAUUUUCCAGCCAAAGACACAAACGGGGAGAAUCUCCUACAGAAGUUCACCUCUCAUCACAAAAACAACGGCUACUUCCAGAAUGUGCAGCUAGAGCAGGCUUCCUUUAUCAUCGUGCACUAUGCUGGCAAGGUCAACUACAAAGUCAAGGACUUCCGAGAGAAGAACACGGAUCUGAUGAGACCAGAGAUCACGUCAGUGCUCAAGAACAGCAACCUGGCGUUUGUCAGGGAGUUGGUUGGUAUCGACCCGCUGGCUGUCUUCCGAUGGGCCAUCGUCAGGGCCUUCUUCCGCGGCGUCAGUGCCUUCUUGGCUGCCGGCAAGAGAUACAAAGCAGGAGGAGGUGAAAAGUCCAAGAAGCCCAAGAGUCCAGAAGCUCUAACCAUCACCAUACCAGCCAGAGACGAAGAGAUGUUUAGAAAAAUAUAUUCAGCCGCUAAAACCUACCGCCUCAUGCGCCAGAUAAAACGCCAUAACCGUCGUGCUGUGCAUGGACGGAAGCAUUCACAUCACAAAAACACUUCCCAAAAAAAUGGUGCCGCCCAGCCCUCCAUUGAAGACCAGUUGUCCCCCUUACCCGGGGAUGAGGAGAGGGCCCUCAUGAGCCCGGAUAAGCACAGUCUGAGCACGCUCAAACCCAGCCUGCUAAACGACGACUCGUACUGGAAAGCCGCCCGAGUUAUGAAGAAAAACAAGUCAUUCAGGGGAGCUCAGGCAGCACCGGCAAAGGGUUUAAGAGACUUGAAAUCCAUGAAGAAGCUGAUGAGUAGAAAGAUGGUGGGCUUUCGUCGCUCCUCGACCAAAAAGCUACCACCGACUGUCAGUGCCCAGUUCCAGUUAUCCCUGAGCAAAUUAAUGGAGACAUUGAACCAGGCCAACCCGUUCUUUGUGCGCUGCAUCAAGUCCAACUCCAACAAGGAGCCUUGUCGUCUUGACGAGGCGCUGAUGAUGAGGCAGCUACACUACACCGGUAUGCUGGAGACUGUGCGGAUCAGGCAGUCGGGAUAUAACGUACGGCUUACAUUUGAGGAGUUCAGCCAUCGUUACCACUUACUGCUCCCCAGCGGCAGGGAUUCAGGUCUCAAAGACAUCGAAGAGUUCUUGAAGAGGAUGGAGUUAGAUCCAAAGCACUAUCAACUCGGAAAAACUAAGGUUUUCCUGCGGGAGAGCGAGCGACUCAAGCUUCAGGAGGCCCUGCACAACCAUGUACUCAAGAGAAUCGUCACCGUGCAGAAAUGGAUGCGUGGCGUCCUCCAACGGCAGAGCUAUCUACAGAUGAAGUAUGCAACUCUAAAACUACAGUCUGGCGUGCGAGGAAUGAUCAGCCGCAAGCAGCUGAGGGCGCUACAGCGAGAGCGGGAGCGGCGGUUGGCAACCAUCUUCAUUCAGAGCUGUUGGCGUGGUUACCGCACGCGGAGGUUGUUGGAGAGACUUCACCGGGGCACACUGUGGCUGCAAUGCUACGCCCGGGGCAACGCUGACAGACAAUUAUUUGAAAGAUUACUGGAUGAGCGGCAGGAGCAGGAACGUCUACUGCUCGAAGAAGAGGAGAGACAACAUCAGCUUCAGCUUCUCCGAGAGAAGGAGGCUGCGGAAGAGUUGCAACUCAAGGAGCAGCUGAGGGCGUCCACGUCCUCUCAGCGAGACGAGGCCCACUCCUCCAUGAGCGACGAGGGGAUACUCACACCGGACGACCUGGAAGAGUUUGACAUGGAGAGGAAACGGACGCGGACCAUGGAGUCUGAAGAGAGCAGUGGUAUCCUGGACGGGUCCGUUGAAUCUGAUGAAUUGCUCCUGGAUGAUGAGGCACCAAUCAAGACAUCUACAGUCAUCAUAACGGACGAGGAUCAACCAGAGACACCACCGAUACUGACAGGGGUAGAACGGUCAGGGUCCAGGGUGAAGGAUCUGGCCUUUGCCUACCAGGAGCACAUGCAACGGAAGCAAGAUCAGCACCAGCGCUGGGAAGACGACUCAGGCCGUGAUUCUCAAGACAUCUUGUACCCGCUGGAGGAAGCUGAGGAUCUUGAAGCUCAAAGGUUAACUGAUGCGGACGGGCAGGUAUCAUCAGUGGAGGUGAAAGAAACCGAGAGCCCUGAAAAGAAGAAGCCUGUUAGUUCUAUUGUCUUACCGACCGAGCCACGUUCCGAUGAGGACCCCUUCGUCAGUCAGACCCCCUCGCCCCGCUCCCCCUUCCCCCCAGCCGACCAAGACACGCUCCCAACCACCGCCCCGGAGUCCCCCCUCCCCAAGGACAGCGCCCUGGCCAAGGCCAAGCGACACUUCAAACGCCGCUUCAUGCGCAAGCAGUCAGAUCCGCAACAGGCGGCGGAGGCACUUGGGCUUCCAUCAGACAAGCCGGGGAAGACGAACCUACAACCGAAAGCCCCCUCUCUCAAGCUGGAUAGGAAGUUCCAGGAAGAGCCGUCCACAGGGCCAGCCCUAGGCACUGCCGCUGGGGGGAAGAAGGUUCGGGGAGGGUCUAGCAACAUGAGCAUCCACGGCAUGUCGCAGUGGAGGUACCCAACCAAUAAACUGGUAUCUGAUGCCAGGGAGUUACAACAGAUGGACACAUUCCUGUAUAACAAGAUCCACGAGAUGAAGAAGAAAGGCGGAAGUGACACGGCCGUGGAUCUUGUCUUCAAGAAAGCCCUGAAUGAGUUCAGAUUCAAUCUGAUCACUACCUACUCUGUAGCGAUGCAGCAGGAGGGCAGCACCACCACCCUGAUGUACAAGGACCUGAUCUCCACCUUUGAGACGUCCCUGGCCAAUCAUGUCAAGACCUCCAACAGCAAGACGCAGUUCCCUAUCACGCUGGGCAUCAACGCCUUCAGGGGAUUCCUGGAUGAGUUCACUCAGCAGUACAAACCGGAAAAGAAGUCCAAAGAGCAGCGUAAGAAGAAAAAAGACAAAGAAAAAGAGGAGGUCUUUGAGUACCUGGGACAUCGGUUUGUGGCCGUCCAGUUCAGCAUCCCAACGGCUUGCGAGGUCUGCUCAGCGUUCCUGUGGCUCAUGGAGAAAGGCCAAGUCUGUCAAGUUUGCAAGUUCACAUGCCACAAGAAGUGCUGUACCAAGACGGGUAACCUGUGUAAGGGCAAGUCCCAGGCCCAUGUAACGGGCAAGGUGAUUGGUGCACGGUUGGAUACCUUGGUAACUGCUGACAGUAAUAUACCAUUGAUCAUUGAGCGUUGCCUGAGCAUCGUUGAGCUGAAUGGUUUAUUCACCGAGGGAAUCUAUCGCAGGCCAGGCCCGGAAGCAAAGGUCAAGGAACUCAAGCACCUCAUCAAUACAGAGCCUGAUUUUGACCAGAUUGAGCUGGACAGCUACAACAUGCUGGUCAUCGCCCAGGUCAUCAAGUCCUUCUUCCGGGAGAUGCCGGAGCCCCUCCUGACCUUUGAACUCUACGAGGAGUUCCUUCGAGCCGUGGAGACCCCCGACAACCGAGAUCGCCUGCUGUCCCUACAGGAUACCAUCAACAAGCUUCCUACUGCCAAUUUUGACCUGUUUGAGAGGCUAAUCUUCCAUCUUGCCAGAGUAUGCCUGUAUGAGAACUACAACAGGAUGUCCCCCAACAGUCUGAGUAUUGUGUAUGCACCCUGCGUGCUGAAGAGCCCCAAGCAGAUGAAUCCAUGGGAGGCCUUGCAAGAUGUCUCCAAACAAGCUCUAUGUCUUGAAGUCAUUAUCAGGGAGAAGUUAGUGAAACUAAAGAGCACCCUGCGUGACAUUGACACGUUGGAGCGUGCCUCCACAUCAGCCUCGCUCAAACUCUCCGAUCUACGCAAGAGGAAGGACACAUUAAGCCAGCAGGACCUACGGAAGAGCAAGCCGGCCCAGGAGGGGGUGGAGCUUACCGAGCAGCAACGGGAGGAGGUUGAAGUUGGUGAGGAUGCCGGCAGGACGACGAUAGAUGGACAGACUGAGUUGGAGGAAGUUCUCAAGCACAGGAUACAGACACUAGAGAAGGAGAGGCAAGACCUGACUGUCAAUUUGGUGACCCUUGACCUUGGUCAGUCGGCCAGCGAGGAUGAGAACUACAGCACGGACGGCCUGGAUCUGGACAGCGGUGAUGAAGUGGAAAGAGAUGACAACCCGGUCUCAUUCGAGAGCCAACCCUCCCCGUCCAAACUCAACCAUCUGAACAAGAACAGAGCACCGAAGCAGGAGAAACGCAAGCCGAAGAAGGGUCACCGAACACCGGGAUCGGAUGGGAUGGGGGAGACAUCCGGCAACUCGCAAAACCCCCCGCCGGUGGCCAAGAAGCAGAAGAGGAGCAGUCGGAAGGGGUCCAAGAAAGAGAAGAAACAAAGGGAAGGGUCUAAGGAGCGGAGGAAGAGGGCAGGAGCAUCUGAGGGUGUGGCCAUCUAAGGGUGUGGUCAUACGUUGAUUUGGCAAUUGUAGAGAUUUUGUUGCAGGGUGGGUCCUGUAAAAAAUAGGGGGUUAAAAAUUCAACUUGGGAGAGGAACCGUCUGAGGGUGUGGUCUUAUGAGAAUUGUGGAUUUGUUAAGAAGGGCAGGGCUUUGUAUAGGUGUGGUUUGGGCUUGGUCAAGCCUGGACUCUGAUUCCACAUCAGUGAAGCAGGACAAGGUAUCUGCUGUGGAGUCCAUCAUCUUUGUGGGAGAUGAAUUUAGUUUGACAAUGAGGUCUGUAAAUCUAGAUGCUUCCUUAAAAGCCAUCUUAUUGUUAAAAACAAAUUGCAAAGAACUCGCCGAGUCCAAGCAUGCUUGUGCUUCCAUUGUAUUUGUAAAUACUUCCGUAGCUCCAGCAAGCUAUGUCUGCGUUGUGCAUACUGUACAGUCGGUGUACAUAUUGAUAGUUUUGGAAUUUUUGCGCAAGUGCUUGGCGGUUUCUUUGGCUUGAAGGGAUCAUAGACUUGAGCGUCAGACCGUAUACACUGCGUAGAUUUUUGUUAUUGUACUCUGUGCCUAUUGAGCCAAAAGGACGAUAAAACUGACUGAAUGACAAACACUGUAAUUUAUAUUUUGUACACUCAUAUGCAAUAUUUCUACGACGAUAUGCAAUAUAUUUGUAAGGGGUUGUAAGAGUUUGAUAGAUUUGGUGUAGCUUUUAAUCACACUCAACAUUGGCUGAUUCGAGGCAUUUUAAUAUUUUGGUUCAAAGUUUCAGGUUUUUGGUUCUUGCCAGCACAUUUAGUUUGUUGGUAGUAACAACUUUAAUUUAAUCAUUGUAACAGUUGUCUGCUGUAAAACUGCAUUUUCCAUCAGCUUUUUUUUUUAGAGAUUCAGAAUACUUAUAACAAUUGUGUCCUUACCUUUCUUGUGCAGAUAAUUACGAGAAGCUGGCGUAAGAACAAAUUAAACAGUAAUUAACAAAUAUCUUUACUAUUUUUUUCUCUCGCUGUGGCAAGUACAGAAAUGAGAAAAUAUGCAGAGAAGGCACCUCAAAUCCCACUCCAACAGCAUAACUAGUAUUUAAGAGCAUAAGUUUCAUUUGCAAAGUUUGAUAUUCUCUAUGGUCACAUUACAGAAUGGUGGAGAAGUUUCACUCUAUAAAUGCUGCUAGAAAAUGAUAUUUUUUGCACGUGAAAGGCUCGCUGUGACUAAGGUCAUAAUUAUGCAACACCAGGAGGCGAUAGGAUUCCACAUGUGAAGCACCAGAUAUCCUGACAAACAGGGUUGUAUUUAACCUUCAGACCGUCCAAUGACUAAAGUGCCAUAAAGUCAAGGGUCAUCCAGGUUGCUCAAUGGCUUCAAUACAUGUGACGUGUCUACUGCUUGUACCCCAAAACAAAUUGGUGUCAUAACAGCGCUCUCCUUUGAUCACAAAUAUGGCCACUUCUUGUCAGUUAUGAGGGAUGGACAUGUAGCUUAUGUUUUCUUUGUACGGUUCGGUUCAAAAAGGGGUUGCACUGGCAGGUUUCUGCUGCUUGAGACCAUAGAGAAUCCUUUCUCUAUGAUGAGACUGAUGCAAACCUGGCUAACCUAAAUACUAAUAUGGACAAAGAUGCACUGUUUUACAUGUGCAGCGAUGGGCAAGUUCGAUAGUUAACCAUAGUUUGACUAAAUCUGAUCAAACACUGCUAGUUGACGAUUCAGGACCAGUUAUGCAGCUGGUUGCACCAUGAGUUAAAGCUGGUUAUCAAUAGCACUUUUUCAUAGCAAAGUGCAGAGGGACCAACUAUCAACAAAAAAUGGUGGAAAAACCAAGGCGAAGCCGAGGUAAAAUAGAAUGCUCCAUGGAUCACCGAGGGAGGCUAGUUUAACUACACCAUGAGAUAAAGCAGUUAAUAUUUGUUUUAUAACACCUCUCCCACAGAUUCUGCUUGAUUUUAAGCGAUAACUGAUAAAUUUAGUUUAAAUACAAUUAAAAUGUCCUUCUAUUUGAAUACGAAGGACAAUUUAUAUGCACUUUUCCAAACUACCCUUUCACAAAAUGUUUGAACCCAUCUCUGUAGUGCUAGCUCAUGCUAGCGCACACCCAAUGCAUUUGCACACGAUACCAGCUGUUAUGCGUAUGGCUGCUACGGGUAAAGUACUUUGGUUGCUACGGGUAUAGUACUUUUGGCUGUGGACAAUAAGAUAGCAAAAAUAGCUAAUGCCAUGUGACAUGUCUUGGCCAAUCAAGAUACAGAAUAUGUGGGUGAGGUGUUCUAAAAGAGUUUAUCCACUUCAAAUAGUGGCCUUCGUCUACUAUUCUUGCCAUGUCUCUAAAAGGCUAAUGGCAUCCGGGCUCACUUUUUGGCCUCCUACAUGCCAAGUAAAUUCUGUACCAAUGUAAUAAGCUGCAGAUUAUGUUUGCUUUUCAACAAUAGUUAAAACAUGUGGAACCUUCAAAGGAGGAAUUUUGUAGCUUUUUUUAUACUUUUGAUUUGGUGAAACAGUGUCCACUUUGAAAAAUACUUGAAAUGUCAUGUCACAUGUUAGAGUAAUGGGAUAUAGGUGCACUGUUACUGAGGUACUGUUUUACACCAGGGCCCAAUUUCAUAGCGCUGCUUAACAGCCGAUUUUGUGCCGACUGAGCGUCCAUCUAUUUCAUAGAGACUGUAAGCAGUGAGCGCAGCAAAAGCAUGCUUAACCCCAGAGGAAAAAGUUGCUUAAAUCAGUGACGUAACAAUAGAAAUCUUCAUGCACGUGCAACCAUUAGCAUGAAAUAGUGCUUAAGCAGCAGCAUGAUUUUCUGAUACAGUAAGCGCAACUUUUCUGCUAACUGCUAAGUAGCGCUGUGAAAUUGGACCAUUUGUCCAGUAUUGUAAAGGCAGCAUUUUGACAGUGUGUAUGGACUCCGUGCAGAUAAAGUACCACUGAUUAAUACUAGAGCCCAUUGGUUAAACGCUCGAGUUGUGUUAACUUCCGGUUCCAUUCGUGCUAAGUGUGCAUGGUUGAAUUGAGAUGACGUCACACGAACGAACCGGACAAGAGCUUCAGUGUGAGACACACUGUGCGUAUUACUUUUGAGCGCAUAUGACAUGGCGAAUAAACAAUUAAUUUUCAUCUUAAUGUGCGCAAAACUUGGAACAUGGUUAAAUAGCAUUCAGGUGUCUUAUAUCUCUCACCAUUGAGAGAGUAUACUUGUAUGUGCUCAGAGUCUGCACUAAAGUUUUUUAUGACGUGCAUAUAGGCCAAGUCUGGAUUGGUACUCUCUUGGCCUCGAGCCAAAAGGGCCAAAUGUGUAUUGAUUGGACAGCAUUAUGCAUUGUAUUGGAUAAUAUUUUUUUAACGCUUGCACUUCCCUGAACAUACCUGUGACGCAAUGAUGUCACGCUUUGUUUACAUGUGCACGUCCAUAUAUGGGAGAUUGAUGGCCCUCGUCCCCACCUCACUCCCAUAGGAAAGCACACAUGUGAAAUAAAGCAUGAUGUCAUUAUGUCUCGGGUCUAUUUGUCAAAAUUCAACCAUUUUUUUUCUUUCUAUAUUUUUACGGGUUUAGAUCUGUAAAAACAAAGCCUCCAUUUACUUCUAAGGGAGCUUGAUGUUCCCAUUUGGUUUGUGUACACAGACUGUGCCAUUUUGUUGCACCGUGUUGUAUUGGGGUUAAUUAUCAUUAUUACACCACACAGCUCAUAGUGUACAACCCAACUCACAAUGCCAACAUUUAUAUUCUCUCAGACUUAAACAAACAAAUGGGGGGAUCCAUUUGGAAAACGGAAGAUGUACUUAAAAAUUAGUAUUGUCUGAAAUUGUUUUGAACAGUUAGCUUUGAAUUUCCUGUAGGUAAAAGGCUUUGGUCAUACUCAUUUCAAACAUAUGUCCAUUUACAAGUGAAUUUUUUGAUGCUCUUCGACGGUGUUUUGAGGCAAAGGGGCAAACAAUACACCAGUCAAUCAUAUACGUAAUUUUGUAUUUUGUUUUGAAAAGAAAAAAAAUGUAAAAAAAGUUAAAUUGAAGACAGUAGUCUUAAUGGGUAUAUAUAUUUUUUCCCUUUCAACUUUCUGCUUGUAAUAUUUGUAUUUGUAGUCCACUUUUUGUAACUGUACUUAUUUUUCACUGUUACCAACUCUCCAGUAAAGUAGGCCAAUACUUGCAGAAAUUAUAACUAAACUUGAUGAUUAAUUUAAUAUAAUUCUGUAAUUAUUUUCACUGUAUUUAAUUAUUAGUACUCUCGGCCGACGCUGAAGCGUUUGGCCAGGUACAACGGGAAAUAGUGGU
This is a messenger RNA of Patiria miniata (bat star), 10670 nucleotides long. Its product is annotated as unconventional myosin-IXa-like. The record is from RefSeq and is a predicted model, not a curated record. Gene Ontology annotation, molecular function: GTPase activator activity; microfilament motor activity; protein binding. Gene Ontology annotation, biological process: intracellular signal transduction. The transcript is spliced from 34 exons. Lineage: Eukaryota; Metazoa; Echinodermata; Asteroidea; Valvatida; Asterinidae. The coding region runs from base 277 to 6432 and encodes 2051 amino acids. Gene Ontology annotation, cellular component: myosin complex.